AUGACGAAGACGACAAUGCUCUCUUCCUCCUUCACCACCCUCCUCCUCUUCCUCUCCUACACCACCCUCUCCACGGGCUACCCGUCCCCCUCGGACGUAAAGUACCUGGCGAAAGGGCAAUGUUCCUACGCGGGCCAGAUCGUCUGUGCGUCCGAAUCGACAUUUGCAAUCUGCGACGCAUCUCUCACGGGCGUCAUCCAGCCCCUGGCGGUGGGUGAUACACGGUGUGGUGCCUUUGGGGAUGGUGGUGGUGGUGGUAAGAACACGCCACCACCACCAGCUUCUUCCUCCACCACAGCGGCAGCGGCAGCCCAAGAUACCCUUGCGUUCAUGAAGACAGUGGCGUCGAUGAUGGCCACGGCAAUCCAUCCAUCGUCGAAGCCGACACCGACACCGAAGACGACGCCACCGCCAUCCAAACCCAGUCCGAAACCUUCGUUGUCGACAACCACAAAGAAACCACCCAAAGAAACCACCUCAAAGGCCCAGCCGGCAAAGUCUUCCUCGUCCUCGUCCUCAAAAUCCAAUCCACAUUUUGCGUCAGGAACAGGUCUUCAGGUCAUUCCCAUCACUAUCCGUGGAGCGACUCCCACGGCUGGCGGUUCAUGA
Molecule: messenger RNA, 609 nt
Organism: Fonsecaea pedrosoi CBS 271.37
Lineage: Eukaryota; Fungi; Ascomycota; Eurotiomycetes; Chaetothyriales; Herpotrichiellaceae
Exons: 1
Coding region: 1-609 (202 amino acids)
Source: RefSeq, a predicted model, not a curated record